Molecule: messenger RNA, 588 nt
Organism: Rhagoletis pomonella (apple maggot)
Lineage: Eukaryota; Metazoa; Arthropoda; Insecta; Diptera; Tephritidae
Exons: 1
Coding region: 1-270 (89 amino acids)
Source: RefSeq, a predicted model, not a curated record
AUGUUUACACUCUACACCAGUUGCAGUGCAAACAGAGUAAAAAAGCAAAAAUUGAUAACACUCAACAAAAUUGAAGAUACUAAAACGCUACGAACGCUCUAUCGGCAGAAUUGGCCGGCAAAUGCACUCGGCUGCUACACGCUGGACAAUUUCAUCAAAUGGCAUGAACGCGAUAAGCAGCUGCAGCACGUGCGUAUCUACACGCUGGACGAUGGCGAACAGUGGUGCUGCAAUGGAUUGCAUUUGAUUGUGGUGCGUUUUAUGCGUUGACAGUCCAGAGAGAGGGUGGGAGGGGUAGAAAACAAAAUGUUGUAUCGACAGCAUAAAUAGUGAUUGACACUUUAAUGCCUUUCUGAUUGGUUAGGAUUAUUUCUAACUGUUUGUGAAUAUACUGCCUGUUAAGGAUGCCAAAUUGCUUCUGAGAACGGCGUUAAAAUUGCUUGACUGGUCGCAAGGCUACAAAAUCACUGCCAUACCGGAUGUAUACAACGGUACUGUGUGUGAGCUGUUGAAUGAAAUGCAAUUGAAAUGGCACGCUAUACGUCUCAACAUCUAUCAACUAGCAAGAGAAAAAGCAUUGAGUGUGAA